Molecule: messenger RNA, 918 nt
Organism: Hyaloscypha bicolor E
Lineage: Eukaryota; Fungi; Ascomycota; Leotiomycetes; Helotiales; Hyaloscyphaceae
Product: sialidase
Exons: 5
Coding region: 1-918 (305 amino acids)
Source: RefSeq, a predicted model, not a curated record
AUGGUCAACCUCAAACAAAUAGCCAUCGCGGCGACCUGCUGGUCUGCAAACCGGAUUGACAUCUUCCGAGUUGGUUUCAACUCCGACCUUCAACACCUCUGGUACAAUGGCGCCUUCUCAGGAUGGGAAUCCCUUGGUGGAACCCUAACCAGCGUCCCCACCGUCGCGUCCUGGGAACCCAAUCCAUGGCACAAGUGGUGGGAUGGUGCCAGCUGGAGCGGCUGGGAAAGCCUGGGCGGGACUUUCACCAGCGAGUUAGAAAUCACCUCCUGGGCCCCCCGUCGUCUCGAUUUCUUCGGUCGCGGAACAGACAAUGCUCUUUAUCACAAGUGGUGGAAUGAAAACUCGUGGGGCGGGUAUGAAAGUCUCGGUGGGAUUCUGGUUGGUCCUGUCACUGCCGUUGAUUGGGGCUUUAACCGCAUCGAUAUCUUUGGAGUCGGCACGAACAACCACUGCUAUCACCGCUGGUGGGACGGCUCCUCCUGGGGGGGUUGGGAAGACCGUGGUGGCAUCCUUGAGUCCGAAGUUAUUACCACGAAAUGGGGUGCCAAUGACCUGUCCAUCUUUGGCAUUGGCACUGACAGCGCGAUGUACUGGCAGCACUGGAACGGUGCUUCUUGGUCUGGCUGGGUCAGUCUCGGUGGUAUCUUCACCAGCGUCCCUGCCGCGGUUUCCUUGGGAGCGGGACGAAUUGAUGUCUUUGGCAUCGGCAGCAGUGGAGCUAUGUACCAUAAAUAUUACAAUGGUGCGUGGUCAGGAACAUGGGAAAAUCUGGGAGGCAUCUUUAUUUCUGCACCAACAGUGGUGUCUUGGGGCAAUAGCCGUCUUGAUAUCUUUGGUGUUGGCACAGAUAGUGCGGCUUACCACAAGUCGUGGGAUGGCGUCCAGUGGUCUACGGGGUGGGCCAGGCUCGGGUGA